Messenger RNA from Camellia sinensis, 2099 nucleotides. RefSeq names its product peptide methionine sulfoxide reductase (Protein of unknown function DUF829, transmembrane 53). Lineage: Eukaryota; Viridiplantae; Streptophyta; Magnoliopsida; Ericales; Theaceae. The record is from RefSeq and is a predicted model, not a curated record.
UCUCUCUCUCUCUCUCUCUCUCCAUCAUCAACAGUCGCUUGUGUUCCGGAGACCAAUUAGGGUUAUACUCUGUUCAGUUCAGAUUUGAAUUUUCAUUCUCAAUUCUUCAAGAAACCCUAAUAAGAAGCUUCUUGAGGAGUGCCAUGCUAAGUAACGGAGGAGGAGGGAGGUUCUAUUGGGCUCGGAACCAAUCAUUCUACACUGGAAAGCUCAAAGGAAUCGUGGUGAUAUUCGCUUGGGUUUCAAUUCAGGAAAUUCACUUGAAGAAUUACGUCAAUCUGUACUCCUCUCUUGGAUGGAACUCCCUUGUUUGCCUUUCCGAUUUCCUCAACCCAUUCUUUCCUGAGAGGGCCACAUCACUGGCAUUUGCUGUUCUCAAUGAACUUGUUGAGGAGCUAAAGAUUAGGCCAUGUCCUUUAGUCCUUGCGGCCUUUUCUGGUGGUUCAAAAGCUUGCAUGUAUAAGAUUUUUCAGGUUAUUGAAGGAGCAUGCGAAGCACAACUCAGUCAGGAUGAUACUCAAUUGAUUAGGAAUUGCAUCUCUGGUCACAUCUAUGAUUCUAGUCCAGUUGAUUUUACUAGUGAUUUGGGCGCUCAAUUCACAUUACACCCUACCAUUCGAAGGAUACCUGGUUCAGCUAAACUAGUGUCAUUAAUUGCAAAAGGUGUUGGUUCUGGACUGGAUGCUCUAUUUCUCACUAGGUUCGGAUCACACCGGACUGAGUACUGGCAGACUCUUUAUUCAUCAGUUAGUUUGGGGGGCCCAUUUCUUAUUCUAUGCUCAGAAAAUGAUGAUCUCGCUCCAUAUUCAGUCAUCUGCAGUUUUGCUCAGCGUUUACAGGAUCUUGGGGGGAAUGUCAAACUUGUGAAAUGGAAUGGCUCCCCGCAUGUAGGACAUUACAAGCACCACCCAAUUCAAUAUAGGGCUGCUGUGACCGAGCUUCUUGAGCACGCAGUUUCAGUUUAUUCCCAAAAGAUCCAAGGACUUGGAGAAAGAAGUGCUAUGGAGGGCAUGCACGAUCAGAUAUCCGAGUUGAUAUGUGAUCUCCAGAAUGCAGCAGUUAACUCAAAUCAGAGCUUUAGAAGAGUUGCGCAAGGGCCAAAUGACCAUUUCUUCUUGCCAAGUUCAGCAGAAUAUAGCAGUAGUAAAGAAUUCGGAUCUUUACAAGAUGAACAAAAAGGACCAGCUCAUUCGCCAAACCCUCCUAGUAUGAGUGCGCAUACCCUCCUCGGUCAAAUCCUCUUCGAUGCAUGUGUUCCGAAGAACAUUGAAGGUUGGGAUAUUAAAUUUUGUGGUUCCUUGAACGGGCAGCCAUUAGCUUCUGCUCAGAAGCGUUCACCUUCGAAUCCCAUCAAACGCAUCUGCCGCUCAAAAUUAUAAGAUGUUAUCAGAUAAUUAAGGUGAAGGUCAGCAAUCGCUUGGUGAGGAUGGUGUGUAUAAGCUUUCAUUCAGGCGUGUGCCACCCUGCAAAUAGUAUGAAGAGGCAUAAGAAUCCUGGGUGAGGUUUUUUCGAAUGUGUAAAGUAUGAAUGUUGUGUUUGGUUGGGGGAUUUGGAGAGGAAUUUGGAAAGAGAAAGGGAAAAAGUGUGUGAAACUAGGUGAAAUCUAGGUAUAUUUUAUUUAUAUUUCACUUGUCUUUUCUAUUUCCCUUUUCAAAUAAUAUUUCACUUGUCUUUUCUAUUUCCCUUUUCAAAUCUCUCCUCAAAUCUCCCAACCAAACAUAGUAGAAGUGUACAAGUGUACAGAAGAAUGAGAAAACAAUAAUUUUAUAGACGUAAAAUCAUCGACUACAGAAAAUACAAUUGGACCAAUGCGAGUGGAGUACUCUCUUCAGUGGUAGGCCCCCACAACCUGAUGUGUAUGGCCAUAAUUAUUUUAUGUGGUUGGUUUUGUGUCGUAAAAUUAUUGAUGGGAAAAUAUAUCUUGUAUAGUAUUCGAUGGGAAAAUAUAUCUUGUGUAGUAUUCCUAGAAUUAAGGAGUGCUUUUCCGGUAACAUUAUCGUAACUAAUGUAAGAUGUUGUACAGUUAAUACAUAUCUAGGGAGAUAUCUCUCUAUCCCUCUCAAACAAUACAAUUGAGCAGUUUCAAUUUUUAAAUUCUA